AUAUAUAAACAACUUCGUCUCGCUUGCCUUGUCGUUGGUACUCAUCACUGCUUUCUACUUCACAGAGAGAGAGAGAGAGUACAUUCAGAGGACAAAGAUGGAGCAGACAUUCAUCAUGAUCAAACCUGAUGGUGUCCAAAGAGGCCUGGUUGGUGAGAUUAUUAGCAGAUUUGAGAAGAAAGGUUUCUCUUUGAAAGGUUUGAAGCUCGUGUCUGUGGAACGUGCUUUUGCCGAAAAGCACUAUGCGGAUCUGUCUGCAAAACCCUUCUUCCAUGGACUGGUUGAGUACAUCAUAUCUGGUCCUGUUGUUGCAAUGGUUUGGGAUGGUAAGAAUGUUGUGACAACAGGUCGUAAGAUUAUUGGAGCCACAAACCCCUCUGACUCUGCUCCUGGAACCAUCCGUGGAGAUUUUGCAAUUGAUAUUGGCAGGAAUGUCAUUCAUGGGAGCGAUUCAAUUGAGAGUGCGAGGAAAGAGAUUGCACUGUGGUUCCCAGAAGGCAUUGCAGAAUGGCAGAGCAGCCUUCACCAUUGGAUCUAUGAAUGAAGUUUCUUCCGAGUUGAACCUAUAACUUCUCAUCUCUAGCUUGUUUGGUCUAGCCUGUUUGUUACUGUUAAUCUGCGUUUGGGACUUUCAAAACCUUUGAUUGUGAGAUUGUUUUCCUAGAACCUGAACUUGUAUGGUUGAUAUUAGUAUUUGUGCAAUUGUUUCUGGUUACUUUUCACUAUUUUGAAGGCAAAACGCUUCUCAGGCCAUGUUUGAUGUGUGGAUUAGCCUGAUUUGAAUUAUGAGUACGGGCUAAGAUUGAGUAAUGAGAUUAAUAAUAGUAUCUAAAUUAGAUUGUUUUA
Messenger RNA from Camellia sinensis, 846 nucleotides. RefSeq names its product nucleoside diphosphate kinase 1. The record is from RefSeq and is a predicted model, not a curated record. NCBI's taxonomy places the organism in Eukaryota, Viridiplantae, Streptophyta, Magnoliopsida, Ericales, Theaceae. Gene Ontology annotation, molecular function: nucleoside diphosphate kinase activity. Gene Ontology annotation, biological process: CTP biosynthetic process; UTP biosynthetic process; GTP biosynthetic process.